Messenger RNA from Patiria miniata (bat star), 4358 nucleotides. Its product is annotated as transient receptor potential-gamma protein-like. Gene Ontology annotation, molecular function: protein binding; inositol 1,4,5 trisphosphate binding; store-operated calcium channel activity. Bases 346 to 3402 code for a protein of 1018 amino acids. Gene Ontology annotation, biological process: regulation of cytosolic calcium ion concentration; manganese ion transport; calcium ion transmembrane transport. The record is from RefSeq and is a predicted model, not a curated record. Gene Ontology annotation, cellular component: cation channel complex; membrane. Lineage: Eukaryota; Metazoa; Echinodermata; Asteroidea; Valvatida; Asterinidae. The transcript has 15 exons.
AGGGUCAAAUUGCCGGUUGAAUGAAUCACAAACCUUCAAAGCGAGAAAAGGCACGGUAGUGCGUAAUGCAACAUUGAAAUACACCAUUCUAGCACUUAGCAAACGCAUGCAUGAAACUCGUUUGAACUUUCUGAGUUUCAUAGUUUUAUUCAGCAAGUUUGAAGUAAACCCUCUGGAACAGAAUAACUGGAGGCAUUCCAGGUUGCUCUGUGCAGCUGGUGUAGGGAAAUUUAUCUGUUUGUGAGGAAUAUAGGUAUACUUUGAGGAGACAAUAGUUCGUGUACGAACCGAGGAGUGUCAGCAGCCAGUUUCCCGGACGUCCUCGGCGGUGUCUCACGGCGCACCAUGGGCGACCCGGGACGGCUCGUGCUGGACGGGGAGGACCUCGAUAGCGACGGUUCGAUUGGCGAGCCCAGUGAGGUCCGAGACAGCCGGGUGGAGGAGAUUCUUGAAGUCAUCAAGACUGGAGAUGCUUACCGGUUGGAUGAGUUGCUGACUCAGUGGCAGGAUAGCGGAUGGGACGCAGCGGCUUGUAGGGACUUUCGUGGGUUGUCGCUCUACGUCACGGCUAUCGAAGAAGGGUUUCUAGAUGCAAUCGCCACUCUUCUGAAUCACAAUAUUCCGCUGGGUGACGCGCUCAUUCGCUGCAUUGAGGAGAAUUUUGAGGACGCCAUCCGUACCAUAUGUCGGCACUUGGCUUCCAACCCGGAAGUCUGUAAAGUUGUCUUGAAUGCAUCCUGCGAUAAUGACGAUUUUCACCCGGCGCUUACGCCCAUCGUUCUCGCCGCCCAACACAACAACUUCGAGGUCGUGAAGAUGCUAGUUGAUCUUGGAGCGAUCAUAGAGAUCCCGAAGAUCUCAAUGGGGGUGGAUGUGACCUUGACUCAAGCCGUCUCCACGCUUCACAUCUACCGCGCCCUGUCACAGCCCGCGUACAUGAUGACGACACAGUUUGAUGUUCUGGGUCAUGCUUUCAAGAUGAGUAAGAGGCUACGGCUGUUGGGUAACGCGUGGCAAGAUUUCGGCGCAGAGUUUGACGCCCUCGCCGAAAGCGUGGAAAAAUUUGCUGCGGAGCUUUUGGGCCAGUCGGCGUCAACCGAAGAGGUUCUUGGGUUGUUCAGAUACCACAAGACCGAUCAAUACAGAGACCGUGAAGGGAGGCAACAUUCCUUAGCCAAGGUAUCCGAAGCCAUCCGCUACCGACAGAAAAACUUCAUAGCGCAUCCCCAUUCACAGAAGGUGCUGGUGGCGCAUUUCUUUCGGAAUCUGCUGUCUUGGAAUGCCAAGGGCGCCCUCCAUCGAGUAUUCCUGGCCCUUUUCGUCAUCAUCUUCUACCCAAUCAUUUGCCUCGUAUAUAUUCUGUUUCCUAUACCGCCCGUCGUCCGCUUCGUUCGUGUCCCGUAUGUGAUGAUGCUUUUGAGUCUGGGUUCGAGUCUGACCUUUAUUGGUCUGAUCAUAGCCCUGGGUGUGACGGAGCGAGCGACCGAUCCUACACUGAGCGGGGUACUACGGCUCACCAUUCUCCUGUGGAACACCGGUGUAUUUUGGAUGCACAUCAAGAUCAUUUGGAAGCAAGGUGGGAGACGAUUCAUCAACUACUCCACCAACAUCCAAGAAGCUAUCAUCGUCGCUUUGUAUAUUACCAUCUUCUUCCUGCAGUGGGACUGGGAAAUCAACCUGUCUCCCAAUAUCUCGUCUAGCCGGAGUGCCCGGGCAGUCGACGACCUCACCCCUGACCAAUCACGUGAUAUCCUCACUCACGUGACCUCAGUCAUGAGCACCUUUCAACAGAACCUUACAUCCUCGUUCCGGGACGAUACGGACUCGGUUCUGGUACGGGCGCUCUCUGGUCUGGCCUGCCGGUACGGUUCCCCGGCAGCUACAGUCAACGCUCCAGUGGCUGCAACUAACGGAAGCGUUUUACCAGACUACUAUCUGAUACACAUUGCAGCUGAUACCUACGAUCCGAUCCUAGUCUCUGAGGCUCUCUACGGGAUAGCAAUGAUGAUUUCCCUGAUGCGAUUGACCAACAUGCUGAUGGUCAGCGCCUCACUGGGUCCCUUACGCAUCUCCUUGGGCUCCAUGGGCGGUGACUUCAUCAAGUUCAUCGUCAUCUUCAUCAUCGUGUGGUUCGCCUUUGCUGUGGGAAUGACGCAGAAUUACUUCUCGGCUGGCAAAUCGGAGAGUCUGGCCUGCCUGAGAGAAGGGGGUGAUGAAGCCUCCUGUAAUGUCGUCAAGUUUGCUGAAUUCCCCGACACGCUGGUGGAAUUGUUCUGGACACUCUUCGGCUUCACCGAGCUGGACACCUUACAGUUGUCGUCGUCAAACCAUGUCCUGGCUGAGAUGAUUGGCACGUUUCUGUACGCCACCUACCUGGUGGUUGGUGUCUUGAUUCUGCUGAACGCCCUCAUCGGCAUGCUGUCCAACACCUACAAUAUAGUGGAGGAAGAUUCUGACACGGAGUGGAAGUUUCACCGAGCUAUCAUCUGGGACAUCUACCUGCAUCCCGUCGGCACCUUACCGCCUCCCUUCAAUCUCAUCCCGUCCCUCAAGAGCAUCUGGCGAUUCCUGCGCGCUGUUAUCGGCAACUAUAUCGAGUGCGUCCGGCGAAAACGCAAGAACAAAAAACACAUCCACGCCAAGAACGAACUUGACGAUUACUCGAGGGUUAUCAAGCUGAUAAGCAGCCGUUACAUACAGCAGAAUCUCUCGGCUGAAUCACAGAAUGCAGAAGGAGCAAGCGUCAGAGACAUUAGACAACUUAAGAACGACCUGUUAUCUUUGAGAUAUUUCACCAAAGACCGAUUGAGACGUUUCAACAAGACGUUGCUGAACACCGGGACAAAGUGUCAAGGUGUUCACCAGAAACUUCAUGAUUUGGCUCCGAUGGAUGUGCGCGCUGAAGGUCUAAACACGCAGUCCUUCGAACUCACAGAUCAAACUGAGGAACUUAAAGACACGAUCAAUUCUUUGAACGCAGAGGUAGAGCGACUCCAAAAGCUUCUGGCGGAACGAGGAGGGGCGCCAGAAGCAGAUCCUGAACCAGAACCUGAACCUGAACCGGAACCGGAACCGGAAUCGGAACCAGAACCGGAAUCGGAACCAGAACCGGAACCGGAACCAGAACCAGAACCAGAACCGGAACCAGAAACAGAACCAGAACCGGAGCCUGAACCGGAGCCUGAACCGGAGCCUGAACCAGAGCCUGAGCCGGAACCAGAACCGAACCCUGCAGUUCUCCCAGGAACUAGCAGUCUUAUUCGUCGCCUUGCUACUAUGGUCGAACAUGACAUAGUGUGGGGCGAUGAUCGCCAGAUUCGACGAGAGUUGGCAGAGGCAAGCAGACGCGUCGAUUUACGUCACUCUGGAACUCAGCCCCAUAGACUGGAACCAAAGGAGUAGUUCUUCGUUCAUUUCUUUGUUCAAAGAAUGUAUUCUGUUUACUUAUCAUAACAAGCGGAAACUAUGAUUUAAUAAAAGAGAUCAUGAUUGUCAUCUUCAAAUACCAAUUAAGACCUAAGUGGUGUUAGUGUUUUCAAAGAGUAUGUUGGUUGGACACUGUAGUCGAGCAUGAAUGAAAUGCCAGUUGGCAAUUCUACUCUUGAAUGAUUACACUUGAUUAAUAAAAGUGUGUUGGAUAAUUAAAAUUUAAUUAAACAAAAUUGAUACGAAAAUUUUGGAAGCAUAUGUGCCACCUCUUGUUGUAUUUUAAAUUUUGGCUGAAAUUGGAAACUAAGACCUUGGAGUGUCAAAGCGUUUUAGAUUUAGAAGAAGAAGAACACUCCGAGCAUCAUUGAAGUUAAAAUAACUGUAUUAUUUAUACGAUUGUUAUAAUUUAUUCUCUAUAACCUGACUCGCAGUUGGCUUAAUUCAUUCGUGUAUAAACACUUAGUAGUAAUGCAGUGUGCAGCAUCUACAUUUUAGAAUUUUGAUUAAAGUAUAUUUUGACUGCAACUCAUUUGCUCUAUCUCCUAAGAACUGCAGCAAGACCAAGCUUACAAUCUUAUCAUGCCUAAUUUCGCGGAGUUGCAAUAAGAAAUCGAAUGUUUUGCUUAAGUUUUCCCUUAAGUUUUGGUCCAUGGAUUCGGUAUAAAUAAACUAAUUUUGCACAGCUUUUGGCUGAAGGUGUAGGGGUGUUAUAGCGGCCCCUUUCGCUGACCUUGGGAAAAAUAAAUGAUGUGGGGUUAAGAAUGAUUGUUAUGAUAUGGGCAUGCAUUUGCUGUCAUUAUUGCGAAGUUUUGAACAAUUGGAUAGCAGUAGGAAAAGGUGGGACCACUGUCUUUGAUGAAUGCAAUGCAAUAACGAUUAUUUAAUAAAGUGUUGGUGUCAGCCAAAUCGCUGCAAUACGUUUCGGAAAA